UGACUCCAUUUUUCAUUUGAAGCGAGUCACGGGAUUUGUCACAUGCCAAGGUUCAAUAUGAAAUCUCCUGGUUUUAUCAGCAAAUAUACCCACUGGACUUUUCUUUAUUGUUUCCUCGUUAAUCUAAGUGCAGCAAUCGGGGCAGACCUGACAUGCAGCGGACCUCUAGGAUAUAAUGUUACACCUCUAUCUACAGGAACAUGGACCUAUGCAGGUGUAAACCAGAGCUGUCUUGCUGGACCAAACAUCAAAGUUACCUGUAAAAUUACGUUGUCGUUUUGCAAUAAGAUACCUACAAUAUGCAGUGGAUCGUCAAGUGCUUGUGUGCAGGCAUCCAAUUUUACAGGAAAAAACGACACCGCGGUAUUCUCAAUUGGCAAUUACACACAGGACCCAUUCUCCCAUGCUGCAAAAGGUGACAAAAUAGUUGCAACGUUGGACUCGGUUUCAUAUACUACCAGCAACAUCACAUAUAAUUUGACAACUGUUGUGGAGUUGACAUGUAAUCUACAAGCUGUGUGGAAGCCAAAUACUGCAGGAGCAACCAUUCCAAAGAUAGCCAAUCUAAUGUCUAAUCUUUCUUGCUCGAACACUACCCUUAAAUGCCAGUACAAGAUAUCAGCAGAGUAUGAUGGGGCAUGCAUAAAUCUGGUCCCUCCCGCGACUUUUGACACCAGCCUGAGUGCAGGGACUGUCCUGAUAAUUAUAUUUUUUGUGAGCAUCAGCAUCUACUGUAUCUUUGGGUGUGCCUGUAACUUCACGAGAGGACACAAGGGACAGGAUCUGAUACCCCACUCUGCGUUCUGGAUAGACCUCCCCGUGCUUAUAGCCGAUGGAAUGAUCUUCACCUUCAGCUGCUGCAGACAAGAGUCUUCCGCCUAUGACAGUAUAUAGCAGAAUGUCUCCUUUGAGAUGUUUGUGUUUCGUAUACUCAAGCUUAGAAUGAAAGGUGCCCAGUAAGAUGUUUGAAUGAUAUAAACAUUAAACACAAGAUAUAAAGGAGAGAUGUUUGUAUGAAAACUCAUCAUUUCAUUCCAGUAGCACUUCAGAUGUUGUUGUUAAACUGUUUUAAUAACAGGAAUAAUUUGAUGUUGAUAUGAGGGUUAUUUACAUAUGAGAGAGAGAGAGAGAGAGGGGAGAGAGAUUUUUUACUGUGAAUUAAUCUGUGGCACAUGGUUUUACUUUUGAAUUAAGACUAAUGUUACUUGAACUUGUGCAGAAGCUUAGCAUUUUUGUUUAACUGUAAUAACUAUUAUUUUUUAUUAUACUACGUGUAACUGUUUACUAUGCUCUUGCUUAAGGAUGGAUCUGGAAAAAACCAUGCAUAAUAUCACUCAAACAUAUUGUCAACAGAGUAUGUUUUUGAAUUACGUCGAAAAGUUAAAUUCCUUAUAUUUUUUACAGUAAACAGUGAUUGUUAUUUUAUUACUUCUCAUAUUAAAUUUUGUAAUAAAACAGUUUUCAUUGA
Messenger RNA from Magallana angulata, 1468 nucleotides. RefSeq lists its product as uncharacterized. The record is from RefSeq and is a predicted model, not a curated record. Bases 43 to 894 code for a protein of 283 amino acids. Gene Ontology annotation, cellular component: trans-Golgi network. Lineage: Eukaryota; Metazoa; Mollusca; Bivalvia; Ostreida; Ostreidae. The transcript has 6 exons.